AUGUCAUUUGUUUCACAUUCGCCCACAUUUUCUAUUGACAAUGUCACGGGUGUCUUCUUAAAAGAUGGUAAACCGUUCCGGUACAUAUCGGGCAGUCUGCACUAUUUUCGCAUUCCGAGGAUAUAUUGGGAGGACAGACUUAUGAAAGCCAAAGCUGCUGGUUUAGAUGCAAUUCAGAUAUAUAUUCCAUGGAACUAUCAUGAACCAAGUCCUGGCAAAUUCGUAUUUGAUGGUGACAGAGAUGUUGUGGAAUUUAUCGAGUUGGCUCAAAAAAAUGAGUUAUUAGUACUUGCUCGCGUCGGCCCUUACAUUUGUUCAGAGUGGGACUUCGGUGGCAUUCCUGCGUGGCUUUUAUCCAAAGACCCCAAUGUUAAGCUGCGCUCAUCUUACGCAGGAUUUGUCUUACCAGCUAUUAGGUGGUUUAGUCAACUUCUCCCCAAAUUGCAACCUCUGCUUUAUCAGAAUGGCGGACCCAUUAUUAUGGUCCAGUUGGAAAAUGAAUACGGAUCUUACUAUGCAUGUGACCGAGAUUACUUGUCCGCGCUGUACGAUUUUUCCAGAUUCGUUCUUGGGAACGACAUCAUUCUCUACACAACCGAUGGAAAUUCAGUGGCCUUCUUGAAAUGCGGCUCUUCAGAUCGCCGCCUCUUCGCAACAGUCGACUUUGGCAUUGCCGGUGCACAGAAACCCGAGGUCGCCUUUAAGGACCUUGAGAAAUUUCAACCUCACCACCCACUAGUAAACAGUGAGUUUUAUUCGGGAUGGUUCGAUGACUGGGGCACGAAACGACACCUGGUUAACGCCACGGAAUUCGCUGAGGCUGCUGUCAGUCUCUGGAAUUACUCCGACAGAGUCAGCUUCAACAUCUACAUGUUCCACGGUGGCACGAACUUCGGCUACUGGAACGGCGCCAAUUCGGCGACCGACUUCAUCAUCACCAGCUACGACUACGACGCGCCCGUAUCCGAGUCUGGUGACAUCACCAACAAGUACCUCAUCCUGCGUGACGUAAUUCACCAAUUGAAGCACCUCGAUCCACCGCCUCUUCCUCCGAAUAUUUCAAAAGCUAGUUACGGCGACGUCGCAGUGCAGUUUCAUUCUCAUUUAUUGUACGAUCUGCCCGUUGGUGUCUCAAGCCUCCGCCCUCUCUACAUGGAGGCACUGAAACAGUACCAAGGUUUUAUGGCGUACACCGUUCACGUCGGGGGAAAGGAAGGACCUGGUAACGUGACCUUCGCGAGGGUCAAGGACAUCGGGCUAGUGUUCACAACCGACUUCUUUUUCGAGACAUUUGUCUUCCAUGGAUUUGUCUCUGGUGCCGGUAGCCUGAAUGUCACCUUCUCUGAGGACCUUCCAGUACUUGCGAUUGUUACGGAGUGCAGAGGCCAUUUGAACUUUGGUCGCGAGAUGAUUGGUGAUAUCAAGGGCAUCAAUGGUAGCGUUCUGUUGGAUGGGGAGGAAUUGCUCAACUGGGUGAUGAAGGACGUCGACUUCAGGAGUCUGAAUCCUAUUCGUUUCAAGCAGUCCAAUGGGGGUGGUAGCAUCGACUUCCCUGAGCCCGGCAGGGUUUACAAGGGCCACUUCCAAAUCCCCUCCACACCAUUGGACACCUUCGCGGUUAUGAAUGGCUUUACACGGGGCGUCCUAUCAGUGAACGGCUAUGUGGUUGGUCGAUUCUACCCCAGUGCGGGUCCUCAAGUAAGCCUCUACGUACCGGCCAGCAUGUUGCUAACCGGGGAGAACGUUGUUACCGUGUUGGAAUUCGACCAUCUCACUCCCAGUUGUCGCGAGAAUUCCACCCAAUGCUUCGUCACGUUUCGUGACUCAAUGGUUUGGCUCAAUUGA
This is a messenger RNA of Mesocestoides corti, 1845 nucleotides long. The record is from the annotation of a GenBank genome assembly. NCBI's taxonomy places the organism in Eukaryota, Metazoa, Platyhelminthes, Cestoda, Cyclophyllidea, Mesocestoididae.